AUGCAAAGAAGGAACAGUGCUUCUAAGCACAGAAGUGAUCUGUGGAGUGAGCAGUCCUACAACCGCACAGUGCAAUCAGUAUCCUCGGUGGAUGCUCUGGCAGUCCCCUGGAGCGCGGUGGAGGCGCGACUGGCUUUACCCUCGGCUCUUGGAGUAGCCGGCAUUCCUGCACUGGUCCUGACCUCGCCUACUGGCAGCGUGCUAACUGUCAAUGGAAGGACGCAUCUAGCUGCUGAUCCUCUAGGACUGAGCGCGGUGGAGGCACGACUGGCGCUACCCUCGGCCCUUGGAGUAGCUGGUAUCCCUGCACUGGUCCUGACCUCGCCUACUGGUAGCGUGCUGACUGUCAAUGGAAGGACGCAUCUGGCUGCUGAUCCUCUAGGAUUGGUGAGUAAAACGUCCUAUAACCGCACAGUGCAGUCUGUUUCCUUGGUGGACGCAUUAGCUGUGUCCUGGAACGCAGUAAAGGCACUACCCUCGACCCUUGGAGUAGCUGGUAUCCCUGCACUGGUCCUGACCUCGCCUACUGGCAGCGUGCUGACUGUCAAUGGAAGGACGCAUCUGGCUGCUGAUCCUUUAGGACUGGUGAGUAAAACGUCCUAUAACCGCACAGUGCAGUCUGUUUCCUUGGUGGACGCAUUGGCUGUGCCCUGGAGCGCAGUAAAGACAAGGCUGGCGCUACCCUCGGCCCUUGGAGUCGCCGGCAUCCCUGCACUGGUCCUGACCUCGCCCACUGGCAGCGUGCUGACUGUCAAUGGAAGGACGCAUCUGGCUGAUGAUCCUUUAGGACUGAACUUCCCGUGGGCGGCGCGGCCGGUGUCGGUGCUGACGGAGCAGGCGCUGCUGAAGAUGGCUCGACACGCCGCGCUCGUGCUCUUCGUCGACGACGAGGACUCCGAGAUCGAAUUCGCCGAGUCAGUGCUCACACCAUCCGCCGAAUCGUACUACGAGGAGUGCAGCAUCCAGUACCCAGGCUUCUGCCCCUACCAAAACUCUUCCGACGACGAAACCAUGGACUUUGACUACCCCACCUCCAAACAUUCCCGCGUCAAAAAGAAAUCUUUCAAGCACGUCAUGUUCUACAUUGGGAUAGACGGGACAGACAGCGCUGACAUGCUGAGAGAGCACAUCGGUCUUGAUGACGCUGUCCCGCUCUUAACUGCCAUAGACUUCCCCAAGCAGAGGAUGGUGACCAUGAACUAUGGAGACGAGAUUACCACGGAUUCUGUGCAGAAUUUCGUCGAUGCGUACCUUAGUGGUAACGCGGACUUCAAGCCUUUGAAGCCAUAUAGUGAAAAAUGUUAGAGGACUGAUGAUUGUUUGUAGCGAGUACGUUUUUCCAUAGAGAUUAAUAAAUUUGGAUCAUUUUGUAUGAUUAAGUAAUUUGGUUUUGAAUUAAGAUACGAUGUAUUGAUUGUAUUUCUGAAAUGAAAUUACAGUUGUUUACGUUGAUUAAACUCGCUACGAAACGAAAUAAAAUAUGUUUAAAUCAGACUUUUAUAAAAUAGUUUCAUUCAUUGUUAGUAGAGAGUAGAGAAUAGCGUAAUUUUUUGUAUUACAGACCAAAUACAUUUUAGAUUUGAGAUAUUG
Molecule: messenger RNA, 1590 nt
Organism: Ostrinia furnacalis (Asian corn borer)
Lineage: Eukaryota; Metazoa; Arthropoda; Insecta; Lepidoptera; Crambidae
Product: nucleoredoxin-like
Exons: 5
Coding region: 1-1305 (434 amino acids)
Biological process (GO): negative regulation of protein ubiquitination; negative regulation of Wnt signaling pathway
Cellular component (GO): nucleus
Molecular function (GO): thioredoxin-disulfide reductase (NADPH) activity
Source: RefSeq, a predicted model, not a curated record